Messenger RNA from Notolabrus celidotus (New Zealand spotty), 2498 nucleotides. RefSeq names its product piggyBac transposable element-derived protein 3. Bases 102 to 2060 code for a protein of 652 amino acids. The transcript has 5 exons. NCBI's taxonomy places the organism in Eukaryota, Metazoa, Chordata, Actinopteri, Labriformes, Labridae. The record is from RefSeq and is a predicted model, not a curated record.
UGCGUGGACAUCACACUUUGGGUUAUGUGAACAUGAUACUUAAUUCUACUUAACUGAGGCCCGACGUACACAUACAAGGGUCCCUACACUGCCAUCUAGUGAUGUCAGUAGAGAACAACACAACACCAGUAAAAUUCAGCAUGGCAGCAAGCACAAGUCAAAGUUCAAGUGGCCACUCCAAACCUAAACAUCGACAAGGGCGUUUUUCUUUGACAAGAGCACUUGAGUUACUGGGCUUAAUUGAUGGAGACAACUCAGACUGGGAAGAUUUUUCUGACAACGAUGAUGCAAUCCAGGAUGCUGAUUAUCAGCCCCCACCACCGGAGCAAAGCAGCAGUGGGGAUGACAGUAGUGGAAAUGAGGACCCCAUACAUCAGCCCACUGAGCACAGCAGGGGACGUAAACGUCUCCGUGGUGAAAAUGAUGCUUCAGGAAGAGGUACAGGUUCAGACCAUGAUGUUUCCCGAUCACGCACUCCCAGACGCCGCCGUCAGACUCAACAGAUUGAAGCUGAUGUCUCAAACGAUGGCCCUGAUGAGCCCACACCAGGACCAAGCCCUCAAGGACAGUCCAAAACAGGACGUGGAAUGCGCUGGAGGGCUACUCCAAUGAUGCCAAACCUUGCCGAGUUUGAGCACGAAGAGGAAACUGAUCAUGACAGAGAAGGCUGGACCCCAUUGAACUAUGUAGAACAGUAUAUAGAUAAAGAAGUGAUGAUAAUUAUUGCAGAUUGCUCUAAUGCUAUGUCACUGGCUAGGAGUGGGGCCCCACUCAACACCUCAGUUGAUGAGAUUUACCAUUUUUUUGGUGCCUGUAUUUUGAUGUCAUGCGUCCGAUACCCAACAAUCAGGAUGUACUGGUCCAAAGCCUUGAGAUUCCCUGCCAUCACUGACAGAUUCACGCGUGACAGAUUCUUCAGACUGAGGGGAUCACUAAAAGUGCUCAUUGAUGAUGACGUUCCACAAGACCUGAGGAAGAGUGACAAGUUUUGGAAGAUGAUCCCUUUCACAGGAGCCUGUCCGUGUCGACAGUAUCUGCCAAUGAAGCCAAACCCAGUUGGCAUAAAGAACUUUGUUUGUGCUACAGCAGAUGGUAUUGUGCUGGACUUUGACGUGUAUCAAGGUGCAGAUGCACUGCUUGAGCAGGUCGAAGAACCAGAGGGUCUUGGGUUGGGAAGCUUGGUCAUCGAUCGUCUGUGUCAAACUCUGCAUCGUGGCACAAAGGUGUAUUGUGACCGGUUCUUCACAACCAUCCAAGGUACAGAGCGAAUGAUGAAGAAGGAGCUGUACAUGACUGGUACAGUCAUGAAGAGCCGGGUCGCUGCAGCAGUGCAGAAGUUACCUACUGACAAAACCAUGAAAAUGGCCGGAAGAGGUACCUCAGCAGAAGUUACCACUGAGGAUGGAAAGAUGUGCAUUGUGAAGUGGUACGACAAUAAACCAGUACUGAUGAUGUCUGUUGUUCAUGGUACACAGCCUGAAGACACCUGCCAGCGAUGGGACAAGAAACUGAAACAAUAUGUGACCGUCUCACGACCAAGUAUCGUCCGUGAAUACAACUUCAAGAUGGGUGGAGUCGACUUGGUGGACAGAAUGAUUAGUUAUUAUCGCAUGAGCGUCCGUACUAAGAAGUGGACAAUGCGGAUGCUAAUGCACUUCACGGAUCUGGCUUUAGCCAACAGCUGGCUACUCUACCGCAAAGACCUUGCUGUUUGUGGUACACCAAAGAAGAGCAUCAUGCAGUUCCUGGAGUUCCGCACAGAAGUGGCGCAGAUCUUCUUGGCCCAGCAUGACAGUCAAGAAGAUGACACAGACCUUUUGGAACUGGCAGAUGACGAAGACCUUCCGAUACAAGGGGGAAAGCGUCCAGUGAUGGCAGUGCCCCAUGUCUCAGUCCGCAGGAGGGCUAAUGCACAUCUCCCAGAGAUGGUCAGCCUGAAGAACGCAGCGCGCUGCAGAGCAGCAGGCUGCACUGGGAGAUCUCGAGUGCAUUGUGUGACCUGCAAGGUGUUCUUGUGCUUGCAAGCCGAUCGCAACUGUUACACAGCAUUUCACACAUAGGUGUGUACAUGUUUGUACAGAAAAAGAGGGCAUUCCUUGUUUGAACUAGUAGUAGUUUUGGUAGUGCAAGUACGACAUUGCUUUUGGACAUGUUAGAUGUUUCUUACAAUUUUUUUUUACAUAGACAUGUUCUGAAAUUGAAAUUAACAGUUUCCCUUGCAACAGUAACAAUGCAAGAUGUUUUGAAUGUUUUAUACUUUGUUACAGACAUAUGAUGUCUUCCUGCAACUGUUUGCAGCACUUCAAACGAGCCAUACUGUAGCUGUGACUGUCCAAAAGGGGCAAAAUUAUCGUUUUUCAUUUUGUCAAUUUGCACUAUGAUGUUCCAAAAAUAAAAAAAAACAUGUUUGUAUGUGUUAUUAAAAAAUGCAAAAGCAGUCAGGAAAAACACUGCUGUGUUCAGGGUUCAAAUAAAGAAUUUUGCACUUUAUUACACAA